GCCACACUCGCCGUGCAUUUAUAAUUCCCAAUCAACAUCUGGAAUGAUAACUUCUCCUAAAUCAAUUCGUCAUGUCUCAUCUGUGCACCCAGAGAGUUCUAUCUUCUAGAAUAAACCCAGUCAUUGGGAAAUUUCGGCUACGUAGCCCGAUAGCAUCAUGGACGACCUCGCGAUCUAACUUCUCGACAACCGCUCGGCAAUCGUUGAUGGAGUUGACAGGAUUCACCGAGGAGCAAUUAACCAUUCGGGAUGCGAUCUCGGCCAUUUGUGCCAGGUUUCCGAACACAUACUGGCAAGAAUGUGACCAAAAUGAAACCGAUCCGAAGGAGUUUCACGCCGCGCUAGCCAAGGAUGGAUGGCUAGGGAUCGCACUCCCCGAAGAGCUGGGGGGUGCUGGAUUAGGCAUUUCUGAAGCAACAAUGAUGAUGCAGACUAUUACGCAAUCCGGUGCCGGAAUGGCCGGGGCACAAGCCAUUCAUGCAAAUGUAUAUGCCACACAGCCUCUGGCUAAGUUCGGUACCAAGCAACAACUAGAGGAAACCGUUCCUAACAUCAUUAACGGCACAUGGCGGACUUGCUUCGGUGUAACAGAACCCAACACAGGUUUGGAGACAUUAAAGUUGAAGACUCUUGCCACCAAAAACCCCGAAAAGGAUAUCUACUCAAUCUCCGGCCAGAAGAUCUGGAUCACUUGCGCGCAAGUUGCCUCCAAGAUGAUCCUGUUAGCCCGGACAACGCCUUUCGAGGAAGUACAAAAGUCAACUCAAGGCCUAUCAUUAUUCUGUAUUGACUUGGAUCGGAACCAAUCGGGGCUGGACAUGCGGAGGAUCAAGAAGAUGGGGGGCCGUGCGGUCGAUGCCAAUGAAGUGUUCUUCGAUAACUACCAGGUACCUACAAACACCCUUAUUGGCCGAGAAAAUGAGGGGUUCAAGAUCAUCCUCCACGGCAUGAAUGCGGAACGAUGCCUCUUGGCCGGCGAAGCGUUGGGUCUUGGAUACGCUGCCUUGGAACGUGCUGCCCAAUACGCGAGUGAGCGGGUGGUUUUUGGACGACCGAUCGGGCAAAAUCAGGGCAUUGCCCAUCCUUUGGCCGACGCAUAUAUGCAACUAGAAGCAGCGAAGCUGGCAACGUAUCACGCUGCUCGCUUGUACGAUGCCUCUAAGACGGAUGAUUCCAUUCCAUUCCAUUCUGUGGGCGUGGCAUGCAACAGUGCUAAAUAUCUUGCCGCGGAAGCGGCCUUCAAAGCAUGCGAGCGGGCGGUUCUGAGCCAUGGAGGAAUGGGCUAUGCAAUGGAAUAUGAUGUGGAGAGGUAUUUACGAGAGUGUCUGGUGCCGCGAAUUGCGCCAGUGAGUCGGGAGAUGAUCUUGAACUAUGUCAGUGAGAAGGUGCUUCGGCUGCCACGUAGUUACUAGUCCUAAAGCAUGAAUUCUAUAUCACGCCCGUUCAGACGCUAUUUUUAUCACAAUUGUACUUGUCUAUUGCGGCGGCAUGCUGUUCGGAAUCCAGCAUCUAAGAACGAUAUCAAGGACAUUGCAUUCCAACUCACAGAAAUAAUAAGACACUAUCAACUAUGAAUAACGAUCCCAAUAGACACGAUACUAGAUCGGACACUCUUACGGAGGAAAAGAUA
Aspergillus alliaceus is the source of this 1630-nucleotide messenger RNA. Its product is annotated as acyl-CoA dehydrogenase family protein. Bases 72 to 1412 code for a protein of 446 amino acids. The record is from RefSeq and is a predicted model, not a curated record. The transcript has 2 exons. Lineage: Eukaryota; Fungi; Ascomycota; Eurotiomycetes; Eurotiales; Aspergillaceae. Gene Ontology annotation, molecular function: flavin adenine dinucleotide binding; acyl-CoA dehydrogenase activity.